CAUCUUGUACUAUAGGCGCCAAACCUCAUUUCCUUUACUUGCUGCGAGAGCGUUAACUUAGCCCUACUCGAGUGCUCAUACUCUGCUUCAUCGCUGUCUUGGCUACUUUUACUAGUAACAGUUAUCUUCUCUGGUUAUGUCCUCUGGUAGGAAUGGGCUCAAGCUGGUCUCGAGAGACAGCUUGGAGCGGCACAUCUGACUGGAUAGUCACGCAGAAUGAAGUGAAAGGAGCUCUCUCUGGUUUUGAAGCAUGGCAAAAGGAGCAGGACGCGAGCAAAGUCAACCAGCGCGCCUUGCCCACCAACGGGCCCCUCCUCGAUCGCAUGGGAGGUGCCGACUACGUGAAGCGCGUGGCGGAACGAUUCUAUCACAAAUUGUACGCAGAUGAGCAGCUGGCGCCGUUCCUGGGCGAGCACGACGUAGUUUCCCUGCGUGCAAAGCAGAAUGCCUUCCUCAUUUGGGCAUUUGGCCCGCCCAACCGGCCGUACCCCGGCCGCCACCUGCGCACCGCCCACCUGCGGCUCAUCAAGCAGAAGGGAUUCACGGUGGAGCACUUUGAGAUGGGGCUCAAGCACUUCGAGGAGGCGCUCAAGGAAAUGGACGCGCCGCCGAGUGUCGUGCGGGACGCCCUGAUGAAGCUCCGACCGUACAAGACGGUGGUAUUUACGCCCUCGUCCGCCCGCGACGCCGAGGAGGAACUGCGCUGGGUGAAGGAGGAGCGCAUGCGGGCGCAGCGCGAGCAGCGCGCGCUGCACAAGACAUACUCAACCGCCUCCGCCACCAGCGUGGGCAGCGGCACCGCGGCGCCGGCAGGUGGCGCCGCAGGCGGGGCGGCGGCAGAGGGCGGCUCCGCGGGCAGGGCCGUCAGCCGCAGCGCAGAUAGCGGCGCAAGGCCGCCUGCCGGGUCCGCUCCUGGGACCGCGGACCAGGGCGCUGCUGCCGCCGCACAGGCCAGCCAGCAGCACGGCUCAGGCACCGGCGGCAUCAGCGACAGCGACCAGUCAGUCAGCAGCUCCGCGGCCGCUCGGGCUGCAGGCCCGCAGUGUCCCUUCACCGGCGGCCGCGUGUCGCGCCCCAGCUCCAGCACCGUCGUGGUGCCGCCCGCUUCCACCUCAGCCGACAACUCCGUCACCACGCCCACGUCCGAGGCGGCGCCCUCGCCCGUAGCCACGCCCACGCGGAGCACCCCGCCCAAAGGGCCCAGCGGGGCAGCGCCCGGCGGCCCCCCGCUGUCACGCCUAUCCGGCUCCCAGCUCUUCCCGCCGCCCUUCCCCGCAGGCGGCGUGAACUCACCCGCGCGCGGGUCGGGCCGUGCCGGCCCCGGAUCCGCCAGCGGCUCGUUCUCUGGGCCCUCAGGAGGCGUCAUGUCUGCGGCUGCGCCGGGCCUGCUGGGUGGCACGGGCUCCGGCCACGCCUCUUUCAGCUCGUCGCAGGUGCCCCUGCCGCCAGCGCUAGCGGGCCUGCCGCCGCCGCCCCCGCUGCCGCCGCUGCACAUGCUAGCGACGCGCGGUGCUGGCAAUGGGCCGCCCUCUGGCAGCGGCACGCCGCGCUCGACGUCACAGCGUGAGAUGGCGGUCGGUGGCUCGGCGCAGGCUGUGUCGCUGUCAGGGGCCCUUCCUUCCGGCUCCGCUGGCGGCUGUGCGGUCAGCUCCCCGCUGGCAAGUGCUGGCGGCAGCGGCGCCUUUUCGCGCCGCUCCGGGGGCCGGUCAUCCUUUGACUUCGGCUCCGGGCCAUCCACCAUUCUGGGCGUGCGGCAGCCCUCGCCGUCUCACCUGUCGCAGAUGACGUCUGGGUCAAUGCCGGGCGGCGUGGUGUCGGCUGCUGCGGAGGUGGCUGCGGCGCCAUCAUCCUCACCGGUCGUGCGGGCGGCGCCUUCGAUGGCGUGGACGGCGUCCGCCGCUACCGGCCCGAAAUCACCCCCGCCCAAGGCGCCUGCGGCCGCAAAGGCACCAGCUGCGGCAGCUGCAGGUGGCGACGCCUCGGGCGGCCUGAAAAAGCUGGCACCUCCCGCGGCAGCAGCGAGGGAGGGCAGCGACGCCGCGGCAGCGGCGGCCGCAGCCGCGCAGCAGCCGCGCCCAGUGGAGCGGUGGGCGCAGCCCGCGGGCGCCACGCCUGGGAGCGGCGGCGGUGGCGGUGCGGGCAGCGGCAGCGGCACUGCGGGCACGGGCACGGGCACUGCGGGCACAGGCAGCCACUCGCCCAACUACCACAUGCAGUUCAUGAAGCCGCCCUCGCCCGGACAUAUGUCGUCGGGCAUGUCGUCUCCGGGCGCCAUGAAGCGAUUGGCGUGAGCCACACGGGGGAAGCGGUGGGGAGCAAACGGAAGGCGUGGAGGGCGAGCGUGGUCAGAUGAGCACCGCAGGUGGAUAGGGGCGAAGGCGAGGCGAUGAAGGAAGGAACGGGAGGGGCGCAAGCUCGUGACGCGGCGAUGUGGCGGAGUUGUGGGGGGAUGUGGCCAUCACAGGUUACGGGGCUGCCUGGACUGCCGGUGCUGGCAGGAGGUGGUGGGGGUUCUUUAUGUUGUUAGUGGCCCCGUCAACAUUGCAGGUUACUUCAGGUCCGAUGGUGGCUGUUGACCUUCUUUGAACGCUGCUUGUAUAGCGCUGCGGCCUGCGCCACAAGUGAGUGAGGCGUGCACGCAGACCGUCUUUCCGUGACGCGGAUGUGAGCGCCAGCGCAAGUGUAUGCGGAAUCCUGGUGUGUGGAAAGCUGCCGGCUUGCGUGCGUGCAUUUAUAACCGUAUAUAACCGUACACAUACAAGUGUUGCGGAGCACAUUCAUCUGGGAAUGUUCGUAUGGAUGCGGAUUACAAGUGAAGGGACAGCCCGACAAGCGGUUCGUAUGGGGCAGUAAUAAAUGGCAAACGCACUUUUAACUGUGGCUGCCAUUACAAAUAAUGGAGGUAACUGGAUGAGGCGCAGUAGAUCAGCUGGAUAAUCGGUUGAGACCUGCCGGUGUCUGGUCUGCGGUCUUUGCUGGCGAGCAUAGCGUGGCACAGUGUGUGGUAUGUAUGGCUGUUUGACGGUUUGUUGCUUGCUGUGCUUGUGCUUGACCGCGGGACGCGGCUAGUCCGGGAGAUGAGGUAGUUUUGAAACCUUUGGCCUCAGACAUGCAUCAACGGGGCGUGGCAGCACAGCCCGCUUUUCCCCUUGACAGGGAGAGCCACCUUUCUUGUCUGUACACACGUCCUGGCUACGUUGGGAGUCGCAGUUUUGUGGUGCACUGGUACACACAUACACACGUGGGCGGCAAUCCUUUGGUUGCUUUUAACGCACACACA
Molecule: messenger RNA, 3280 nt
Organism: Chlamydomonas reinhardtii
Lineage: Eukaryota; Viridiplantae; Chlorophyta; Chlorophyceae; Chlamydomonadales; Chlamydomonadaceae
Exons: 7
Coding region: 153-2291 (712 amino acids)
Molecular function (GO): heme binding; oxygen binding
Source: RefSeq, a predicted model, not a curated record